Moneuplotes crassus is the source of this 657-nucleotide messenger RNA. Lineage: Eukaryota; Ciliophora; Spirotrichea; Euplotida; Euplotidae. The record is from the annotation of a GenBank genome assembly.
AUGUUAAGACUCUCCUCUACUACUUACCACAGUCCAAAUUCAAGAGAGACUCAUUGGGUUAAGAAAGAUUAUGAUAAAAUCUCCUUUGGAGUUAUAGCUGAGCCAAGUCCUUGGGUACAGAAAAUAAUCCUGGGGCUUGAUCCAGACACUAAAAAUGAUAUAGUCCAGUACCGUCAUUUGGAGAACAUAAUCCCUGCCAAAAAACCUUUUAAAGAGAUUUUAUAUGAAAAGAUUCAAAAAUUUGAUUAUUUAAAACUCGCCGUUCGCAAAAGAGUGAAGUAUUUAUUAAGCCAGAAUACUCCAGGCAGAAUCUUGCCGAGAAGAUUUAUUCAGAAGAGCAACAAGAAAUAUCAGAGGAGGAAUAAUACUAGCAAACAUCAGAGGCAUCUUUCCCCUCAGCCUCUAAAUCAUGACAUUCUUACACCACAAACUAAUUUUCAAAACUAUAACCCUAAAUAUGCUAGAUUAUCGAAGAAAUUCUGUUUGAGUCCAAAAACAAAAAUAUAACAGCAAGAAUAAACGAAACCCAAAGAAAUCUACAUCCCCAGCUUAAGAACACCAAAGAGCUUGAAAUCCCAAAGCGACUACAAAACUCCAAAUUCUACAAAAUGCUGAAGACCUUCCAUGAACAAAAUUUCUUAAAAUAACCAUUUCAAA